UUUGUUUUUUGUUUUUUUUGGAAGUCAGUGAAGACCAGGACUUUGUAGGAACUUGGAACAUACUCACCUUCUUUCAACCGUUCCUAAAAAGAAAAUAGAAAUAAAAAGAUUUGAAACACCGGGAAAAGAAAAACGACAUACCACAGACUCAAACGAAACAACAUCAGCAAACCAACCUUUGCACGUGUAAGAAAACACACACUUCAUGAUACUUACAACUUUCUUUUCUUCUUCAUCAGAGUUAUCUGGGCUUGUAUCCUCCCCGGAGGAAUUUGAAAUAGAAUCUCUUUCAUCAUUCUGAUGCAUGAUUCUUCAGUAUUUUCCCUUUUCUCGUGAAGAGAAACAGCCACAAGACGUACACAACAUCCAAACUCACUCAGCUUAGUUCGCCAUAUUGGACGCGUACAUUUGGGGAAACUGGAGAGCAAAUUGCUUAUAGUUGCCCCAGGUCUCUCGCAAUCACAUGGAACGCCUGGCAUAGAACUUCGAACGAACGACUGUGUUUAUUGCGUUUAUUAUUUCCACCUUCCGUCUAAUCGUAUAUCAUGCUAAGCAAUGGCAAUUACUAGCAUUUACGAAUGGAUUGCUUUAAGAGAGAAUUCAAGCGAUAUAAGCAGCGUCAGCCUCCGCCUGAUCUGUCCGAAGUGAUUGACUUCGCUGAACCCGAGGCACAAGCUUUCAAGAAAUGGGUCUUCUCAUCAAGGAUACAAAUUUCAGAUUUAGAAGGAGCUUGUGACAUGGGAUUGAGGCCAUGUAAAGAAUGGUGUGUUUAUGACAUUCAUGGCCGUCCAGGUAGUUUUGCAUGGUUGGCUUUUGAUUUUCAAUCUUUGAGCAGCUUGAUUUUGAGCUCAGUCAUGGUUUACACAAUCCGUGUCAGUCUUUGCCAUCCAUGGCCAUCCUUGUUCCUUUAUGAAUCUUAUUCUUGGCUUGUCCAGGUAACAACUGAGUUGCGUUUUUUUUUUUUAUUUUCAUCUUUUCAGACCUACAGUAAAACAAGACACACGGAGUUUCCACCUGAUUUAGGGAAACUUGUUGAAUUUAUUGCUACAGCUCUUCAAUUUCCAAGCUUUAAGCCAGAGGCAGGAAUAAUUAACUAUUACCAUUUGGACUCCACUCUAUCUGGGCACACUGAUCACUCAGAAUUCGACCUCACUGCCCCUUUAUUCUCCUUGAGCUUUGGCCAAUCAGCGAUCUUCCUUCUUGGCGGGAAAACGCGGGAUCAAGUACCGCUGGCAAUGUAUCUGCGCAGUGGAGAUAUCAUGAUUAUGGCGGGAGAUUCACGCCUGGCUUACCACGCUGUGCCGCGAAUUUUGGCGCCAAAGAAGCGCACAGGCGAGGCAGCGUUACCUGCAUGUUUAUCAAGAGGAGAAGAAGAAACAAGCGCACACUGUAGUGAGGAGAUUGCCAUCCUUGAACAAUACCUCACUACUUCAAGGAUAAACGUCAACGUCAGGCAGGUUUUAGGACCGGGAAAAGAAUUUCCAUUCGAUGAUCACGAGGGAAAUAGAUGAUGGAAAAUAAUUCUUGUCUAAGGAAUGAGGUCUUUUAAGAGAAGAAGAAACAUAGGUAUAAUAGACAGAUCGGCUAAUGUGUAAACAUUCUUUUUGCCACUCAUUUCAGGUCAUGUGAUGUUUCACGUGAGAGGUUCAAUGCAAUCAGUUGUGUGUGACAAAUUGCACAGUGGUAACCUCCGAAAUGAAUCAUCACGUGAUCUGAAUUGGUUAGCAACAAAGAUGUAAACACGUUAGGGAAUCCGUCUAUUGAUGAAAAAUGACGAGCCAACGAUGUUGUCUACUCGGGCCGCUGUUUAACGCCGUCGUGAACAGUCGACUAAAAAGCUCCGACUCUUUUCACAGUCUAACGACCUGCUGGGUUUGAGGCAAUAAUUUGGAGUAAACACUCAGGAAAUUAAUUUUAUUUAUGAUUCUUCUGCGCGCAUCUGUCCGUGAUCUCUUCAUUGAUCACAUCACUGUCAAGAGGUGGGUGUCACGCAUUUCACGCGCAUGUUGUCGAUGAACUUAUUUGUAAUCUUUUUGAUGAAAAUAUCAGCCGUUGAAAAGGAAAGUUAAAGUACGCUCAUACUUAUUAAUAAAAUUAAUAUAAAUAUCUUAAUUGACCACUCCCGCAAUGUAAAUGAUGAAACAAAUAAUGCAAAUGAACAUAACAGGGUUAAAAAUACCAAUUGGCAGGGGGCAGACCGGACUUCGUUGGAUUGUUACAUUUGGGUUACAGAUAUUCUAUAUUGCUAGUUAAGGAGUAAUUUUGACAAUUUUAUAAGCGUGUUUUUUUGCAUUCAAAUGAGAAUAAUGUGAACCGCGCGCGCCACUAAUUGUGUCAUAAACAUGUGCAUACUAGAACGGUUUUCAACUGAUUGUCGUAAAACCGAAACUAAACCAGUAACUUAGCAAUUAGACUACUCAGCCAAUCUCAAAUCGCAGUAAAACCAACACCAAAGUAAUUGUCUGAUUACUUUCGACACUCAAUUGAAAAGUGCUCUAUGACGUCUGUUAAACAAAUUAAUUGCAUGAGACAAGCUCGUGCGCAAUUCAAUCCACACCAGGUCUAUUCUGCCAGGACUUCGUGCAUUGCGAUAUGGCAAAGAAAUUAUUUGUGGCGUUUUUUAGUCUUUUGGUCAUAUUGGAGAUGACAGCAAGUUUUUCUGUUUUCCCUUACCACACUGAUCAAUCCGAGCUGGAAUCUGGAGCCGAGUCCAAGAAACCUCAAGAUCAGAGAAUACCCGAAGCAUUUGCGCAAGGAAAGCGGGACGUUUUAUUAGCGUUUGCCAGGAUUCAAAGAUCAUCCAAACCAGCGCGUGAUUAUGAUGUUCACAGUCACAAACAUGCCGGGCACAGCUUGUCCCAUCUUCAUUUGUCGAAAGAUCAAAGCAAAACUUCAAACUCGAAAAAGGGUGCGGCCAACCGCAAGAGUCCUAAAUUCAUAGCGAUCUCUAUCUUCUUGGGAUGUUUGGCGUUCAUGUCUCUGGCAUUUGCUAUAGCGUGUUGUGUGCACCGCAGGAAUCAGAGCGAGCGAGUCAAGAAAGCGACUGAGGUCGAUGUGCGAUCACGUGAGGAUCUUCCAAAUCAGGUCAGCAAGAUUGAAAAUGCGCACGUGGAUGUGGGUAGCUAUUAAGUCUUUUCGAUUGGACAAGGCGACCUGCUGUCUUCCAUUUCUUUCAACUGGAGAUCACAAACUGUCUUUUACAACUUUCUUAGUGAUUUUUUUUUGUGUUUAGCUCUAAAGUUGAGAGCAAAUAUCCAUUCAAAAACUAUUUGCCAAUCGGUCUGUUUUUAAUUCCUUACACGUUAUUACGCUAAUAAUGGCUUCGCAGGCUCAACAAAAUAAAUAUUCCACAAAUCAAAUGUUGCGAGUUUAAAGACAGUUGUCAUUCUGUUGCCAUUAGAAUUUAAAUGUGUGAAGUGUUUUCUUAUGGCGCGCUAAUCAAUCGAGGAAAGCGGUUUCGGGUGACCACUUGCAAAGAUGAAACUAAUCCAAGGCAGCUGCAGUCAAACGCGGCUUUCUCCCAGGCCAUCCCCGUCAACCCGUUCCGGCGACGUAGCCGAGACGAACGGUCAGGACCAUGUACUAGAAACCGAGUGACCGCGGCCAGAUAUUUAGGCCUUGGAACUAGGCUAUUCCAGAAUAAAGGUGGCGUAGGUUAUUCAUGAUUUUGGUCUGAGAAUCCAAAUAUCUGGGUAGUGAGCCGAGCCGGUGAUCCAGAGUUAUUUUAUUUGUUUUCAAAAUGCUUUCUUUAGUUAAGGUAGCAAACGAGUACCGGUAAAUUGCUAAGGUAACGUGACAAAACCGAAUAGCAUCGGCCAUCCAGGGGGGAGUAGCUGGACAUUCUGUUGACAACGUAAUGGAAUGUCGAAAAACCCUGGGAAUUUGAAGUUUAAAGUUUUUUUUUUUUAUUUUGUCGAUAAGCUACCUAUGGAGACUUUCUUUGAGUUCCUCGCUCAGUCUUUCUUCGAAGAGCACACGCGACGAGUCUAAUUCGAAAUCCUGUGAAGUGGGCUAUUUACAAGCCUUUGAAUUCACGCCUCACCCUAAGGCAUGACUUCUCAGCUCUCAGAGAAGUUGCGGAAAGAAGUCACUGUGAUAUGUAAAAAACUGCUGCUUCUGCGUGCCAAGAACCGUCGUCUCUCCUUGAUGUGACGUCUUUUCAGUUCCUCGACGAUUUCACAAAACCUUCUGUGAAAGUUGUUCACUUCUUGACGCAUUUCUCGUCGUACAGUCGCGAGAUGGUUGUAAUGGUCUGUGUAAUAUAAGCAUAAUUAAUUAUGUUAAUGAUAGAUUGAGGGCAGUCUGUCUCAGUUUAAGUUUAUUAACAUUAUUUUUGUCAUGUUCCAUCGGCCAAGUGCAUUGAUAAAGUGAACUAUGUAUAAGUUUAAGUUUACUAAAUUAAUAUUAUUUUUGCCACAAAAUAAAUUAAAAUAAAUUAACAAAUAUCAAAUCUGUGAGGCAAGGAAAGGCUUAUGUAAAGAACUACUUAAGUUAGAGAUCUCAAAGACUGCGAUUCGCGACGUGCUUCAUCCAAUCCCUUCCUUUCUAGAUGCGAUUCACAAUGUCCUGAGAAGUCAAGUCCUUCCGGAUCUAUAGUAAAUAUAGGUGACAGACCGGGGGAGCUGUGAUGGUGGUGGAGGGGGUGGGGUUACGAGAUGUAAACAUCUGCUUAUGGUAUGUCCCCUUACAGUGUGGGUAUUACCAUCAAUAAAAAAGACCAGGGACGCGCUGAAUCAUGCACACUGUCGUGUUUGUCGGUCGGUUUCUUUUCCCUUCCAACAUAAGUUAAGAUUAAUUUUCUACUUACCUAUGCUAUUUGAACGUCGUUUUGAUGUCCAGUGUAUAUGAUAAACCAGUCCACAAAGAACAGCCACAGCAAAGAGAGCCAACAGGAAGAAAACACUCAAACGGAACUGGUAAGCGCUGGGGUCAAAAAGUCCACCGCUUACAUCCUCGACAGGAUCCUCUGCAAUGGAGUCUUCGUAAGUCUGGAAUAAAUUAAUCGUAUAUCAUUACUCAGUACACACAGGUCCUUACUCUUUGAGGCUUGUCACUCAACACGUUGAUUAAACGGAAAAACGCGGUAAACGAAGAGUUUUCAGGGCUUAUGAGCUUGUUAUACUUCCUGGUUCAAAGCGUUUUGGGUCUUACAAUCUGUUUGGAAAAGUGUUCCUCAGUGCGUCGUUGAUGUUCUACAAAUUAUAUAUACGAGUUUGAGAAACUCGAAAAUUAUGUAAUGAGACUGCUUUUAUUUUACGUGGACUCGGGACUGUUCUUCGCCAGCCAUCAACCUUUAGAGAAGACUUUUUGUUAGAAAAAUAGACAGAGAGGAAAGAAAAGGAAAAGAAAGAAAAAAGUUGCUCAAACUAAAACAGAGCAAGCAGGAAGUUGCUAUGCAUGGGUUUCACAAAAUUAACUUUUAAAUUACCAUUGGCCUCUUUACUGUUUGUUCUAUUUUGUGAAAGAUGUCUCCCUUGUUCAGUUUAACAAAGUCAAGGAAGCACUUCUCUAGCUUCAUAGAGACCCCUGCCAGCACUACUCCGUACGUCUUUUGAUAGUCAUACACGUUGAACACCCGCAGCUUAGGAUUGGAGGAGAGAUCCUUGUGGGUAGAGACGACGUACAAGUCAAUAAGAGCACCUUCUACUUCUUUGUUCAUCAUCGCUCU
This is a messenger RNA of Orbicella faveolata, 5668 nucleotides long. RefSeq names its product nucleic acid dioxygenase ALKBH1-like. NCBI's taxonomy places the organism in Eukaryota, Metazoa, Cnidaria, Anthozoa, Scleractinia, Merulinidae. The record is from RefSeq and is a predicted model, not a curated record. Gene Ontology annotation, molecular function: ferrous iron binding; broad specificity oxidative DNA demethylase activity; oxidative RNA demethylase activity. Gene Ontology annotation, biological process: oxidative RNA demethylation. Gene Ontology annotation, cellular component: nucleus; cytoplasm.